This is a messenger RNA of Epithele typhae, 3249 nucleotides long. RefSeq names its product DNA polymerase family B-domain-containing protein. Lineage: Eukaryota; Fungi; Basidiomycota; Agaricomycetes; Polyporales; Epitheliaceae. Bases 1 to 3249 code for a protein of 1082 amino acids. Gene Ontology annotation, molecular function: nucleotide binding; 3'-5'-DNA exonuclease activity; DNA binding. The transcript is spliced from 23 exons. The record is from RefSeq and is a predicted model, not a curated record. Gene Ontology annotation, biological process: base-excision repair, gap-filling; nucleotide-excision repair, DNA gap filling; DNA-templated DNA replication. Gene Ontology annotation, cellular component: delta DNA polymerase complex.
AUGGUUGCUGGGUCCCCGUCCUCGAAGGAGAACGUGCCUGUCCAUAGCGGUGACACGAGCUUCAAGCUCAGUAUGGAGUCUGAACCUGCGCCCAAGAGGCGAAGGCUGGAUCCUCCCUCAUUCUCGAGCUCUCAACCCACGCAAUCCUCGUUUGCCGACGUUUUGCAGAGGCUGAAGGAGGACACGAAUGAGAGUAAAGACGCAGAGGGUGGUGCAGAUCAAUGGGCGCGUCCUCGUCUCGUCCCCAUCAAUUCAAAACGGGACAGCAUUGUGUUCCAGCAAAUAGACAUCGAGGACUCCGUCAACUAUCAGAAUGGUGCAACCACUAUUAGGAUGUUUGGCGUAACCGAAAAUGGCAACAGCGUGCUGGCCCAUGUCAUCGACUUCUUGCCAUAUUUCUACAUCGCGACACCUCGAGGCUUCAUUACUGAAGACCUCGCUCCCUUCAUGCGUCAUGUCAACGCUCAGGCGGACAGUCCCGCCGUCAAACACAUGGAUAUUGUCAGCAAACGCAGUCUGUGGGGUUAUAGAGGAGAUGACUGGGUCAGCUUCAUCAAGAUCACACUUUCAGAUCAGAGAAGUCUUCCACGCGUCCGAGAUAUGGGACAGUGUGCCUACAAGGAAUUCUUCAUGCACGAAGUAGCCACCUUUGAGAGCAACAUUGCGUACACGCUGCGAUUUAUGAUUGAUACUCGGGUGGUGGGCAUGAACUGGAUAGAGGUACCGGCUGGUCAGUACGAGCUCCUGAACGGAAAAGACAAGAAGUCUCAGUGUCAGAUUGAGCUGAGUGUCAAAUGGGACAAAUUCAUCUCGCAUUCACCCGAUGACCAGUGGUCCAAGACCGCACCACUCCGCAUCUUGAGCUUUGAUAUCGAGUGUGCGGGACGUAAAGGCAUUUUCCCCGAAGCAAACGUCGACCCAGUCAUUCAGAUUGCGAAUAUGGUAACCCGGCAGGGUGAAACCAAGCCGUUUAUACGCAAUGUGUUCACGCUCAAUACGUGUGCAAACAUUGUUGGCUCGCAAGUCAUCUCAUUCUCUGACGAGCAAGAGAUGCUGGAGAAGUGGCGCGACUUCGUGGAAGAGGUUGACCCAGAUGUCAUCAUCGGGUACAACAUAGCGAACUUCGAUCUGCCUUAUCUGUUGGACCGGGCACAGGCUCUCAAGUCCAAGAGUUUCCCGUAUCUCGGCCGAAUACUCAACAAGCAGACGCAGAUUAAAGAUACUCACUUCUCCUCCAAAGCAUUCGGUCAACGCGAUUCGAAAGAAACACAGAUGGACGGCCGGCUGCAAAUUGAUAUCUUACAAUACGUCCAACGCGAGUACAAGCUUCGAAGUUACACGCUUAACUCUGUCUGUGCACACUUCCUUGGCGAGCAAAAGGAGGACGUGCAUCACUCCGUCAUCACCGAACUUCAGAAUGGCACGCCGGAAUCGCGACGGCGUCUCGCUGUGUACUGUUUGAAGGAUGCGUAUCUCCCUCAGCGGUUGAUGGACAAACUCAUGUGCUUCAUCAACUACACAGAGAUGGCACGUAUCACGGGCGUACCAUUCAACUAUCUGUUGUCUCGCGGGCAGUCGAUCAAAGUACUGUCUCAGCUCUAUCGAAAGGCAAACGAUGACGGUUACAUCAUCCCCGCGCUGAAGGGAGAGGGGUCUGAGGAGGGGUACGAGGGUGCCACCGUCAUCGAGCCCAAGAAAGGUUACUAUGACGUUCCUAUCGCGACUCUCGAUUUCAGCUCGCUGUACCCCUCUAUCAUGAUGGCGCACAAUCUUUGCUACACGACACUUCUAGACAAGGCUACGGUGGAUCGUCUCAAGCUAGUUAAGGAUGUGGACUACAUCCAUACACCCAAUAACGAUCUGUUCGUGAAAGCCUCCAAAAGGAAAGGGCUAUUGCCAACGAUCCUCGAGGAGCUGAUCGGUGCUCGGAAGCGCGUCAAGGCGAUGCUGAAGCAGGAACCCGAUCCCUCCAAACGCGCCGUCCUGGAUGGCAGACAGCUUGCUCUCAAGAUCAGCGCCAACUCCGUUUACGGUUUUUCUGGAGCAACUGUUGGCAAGCUACCCUGUCUGGCAAUCUCUUCAAGUACCACGUCCUAUGGACGACAGAUGAUCGAGAAGACCAAGCAAGAGGUGGAGGCCGAGUAUUGCACAGCAAACGGCUACGACCAUGACGCCACUGUCAUCUACGGCGACACCGACUCUGUGAUGAUUCGGUUCGGCCCUGGCGACCUCCCUACAUGUAUGCGGCUAGGGAGCGAAGCAGCGGACUUGGUGUCGAGCAAGUUCAUCAAGCCCAUCAAACUGGAGUUCGAGAAGGUUUAUUUCCCUUACUUGCUUAUCAACAAGAAGCGGUAUGCAGGACUAUACUGGACCAAGACCGAGAAGUACGAUAAGAUGGAUGCGAAGGGCAUUGAGACCGUCCGUCGAGACAACUGUCGGCUUGUGUCGACUGUUAUCGAGACCUGCCUUCAUAAGAUGCUCAUCGACCGUGAUGUCAAGGGGGCCGAGGACUAUGUGAAGCAGACAAUCUCUGAUCUGCUCCAGAACAAAGUAGACAUGUCUCAACUGGUGAUCACGAAAGCUCUUUCCAAGACGAAAGAAGACUAUGCUGGCAAGCAGGCGCACGUUGAACUGGCGGAACGUAUGCGCCAACGAGAUGCAGGUUCUGCACCUGCACUUGGAGAUCGCGUUGCAUACGUGAUUAUAAAGGGUAUCAAAGGUGCCGCGGCGUACGAGAAGUCCGAAGAUCCCAUCUACGUGCUCGAGAACAAUAUACCCAUCGAUACCAAGUACUAUCUUGAUAACCAACUUUCCAACCCUCUUAUGCGUAUAUUCGAGCCCAUCCUAGGGGACAAGGCCGCAACCCUCCUCUCCGGCGACCACACUCGGACAAUCCAGAUCGCGACUCCGACGGUCGGUGGGCUGAUGAAGUUCGCCGUGAAGACGGCCACCUGCCUAGGAUGCAAAACGCCUCUGAAGGCUAGCAAUAGCGUGAAGAACGGCGCGGUGUGCAACAACUGCAGGCCAAGGCUUGGGGACUUGUAUCAGAAGCAGGUGUCGACAACCUCGGACUUCCAGGUGCGCUUCUCACGUCUAUGGACGCAAUGCCAACGUUGUCAAGGGUCUCUGCACCAGGAUGUCCUCUGCACGAGUCGCGAUUGCCCUAUUUUCUACAUGCGAAAGAAGGCCCAGAAGGACGUCGAGGACGCGAAUGUCGUCUUGGACCGUUUCGAUGGAGAGCUGUGGUGA